Molecule: messenger RNA, 2014 nt
Organism: Malania oleifera
Lineage: Eukaryota; Viridiplantae; Streptophyta; Magnoliopsida; Santalales; Ximeniaceae
Exons: 1
Coding region: 295-1809 (504 amino acids)
Molecular function (GO): S-adenosylmethionine-dependent methyltransferase activity
Source: RefSeq, a predicted model, not a curated record
CAACGGCUAUAUUCCGCGACAACGGGAAGGGCAGGGGGGCGGCGGGAGGGCAGUUUCGGCAUUUAAUUACCUUGCUGGCCGCGUCGCCGCGCAGCCUCCGCAGCAAAUUGUUCCGUGUCGGCGACUCUCAUGACCAGAAACAGCUCGCAUUCCCAUUUUAUCCUUCAAGCUCCAUUCUAUUUUCAAAUUCUCCCAAUCUGUCACUCCCCUGCAACUGAGACAUUUCUUUCUCUCAUUCUUUUCUUUGUUUUCAUUUAUUAUUGUUUAAUUUCUGCAUGCAUUCGAUAAUAAUUGAUGGAACCAAACGCAGGUAAACCCAAUCCUUGGAAGAACACACUGAUACGAUCGCUCUGUUUCGCUGUCCUCGUCUCCAUCCUCCGAUUUGCUUACGUCGUCACCGUCAGAGGCGGAUCGUGUGACUCCGGCGACUUCUGCUUCUUCUCGGAACCCCUGAAACUCGCCGGCAGCAUCGCCCUUAUCCGCCCCUCCUCCGCCGUCUCCGGUGGCGACGACCCACUCCGCGAUCUCCAAACCUCCAAGAGAUAUCGCGCGACCGUCGAUUACUAUGCGUCCGUGUUCCAAGAUCUGAUCUCCGAGGGCUACCUCUCGCCCGACUCGAAAGCCCUGUGUGUGGGUACCCCGGCGGGCCAAGACGUCGUCGCUUUGAAGGAGAUCGGCGUUCGCGACUCUAUCGGAAUCUCCAAGAAAGCGUCCCCGCCGUUGGUCGUCUCUGGCCAUGCCUUCCGCCAGCCGUUCGACGAAAACACCUUCGAUUUCGAGUUUUCCGCAUUCGGCGCCCUGGACCGGUCGGCCCAACCGGUCGAUUUCGCAGCCGAGGUCGGAAGAACCCUAAAACCGGGAGGUUUCUUCGUCGCGCACACCGUCGCGGCCAAAGACGCUUACAGCUUCAAUUCUUUUCUCGAUCUGUUCAAUUGCUGCAGAUUGAUCCGCCGGCGCGACAUCGUCAAUCCGGAUCCAUCGGCGCCGGCGGUCCGAGAGAUCGUUAUGAAGAAAGAAAUUGCGAUUCUUGGUUCUUCCCCCCGCGCCAAACCGGUGAGCAAAUGCCAUGUUCCAGGGUACAAACGGGACAUAAUUCGGAAUGCAGAACAACUGUUUGAUGAAGAGCCUCUGAAACCUUGGAUCACAUUAAAGAGAAACAUAAAGAACAUUAAGUACCUCCCAUCAAUGGUUGAUAUAAAUUUCAAGCAAAGAUAUGUUUACAUCGACAUUGGAGCUCGAAACUACGGAUCAAGCAUUGGAAGUUGGUUCAAGAAACAAUACCCAAAACAAAACAAAACAUUUGAGGUCUAUGCAGUUGAGGCAGACAAGGCUUUUCAUGAAGAGUAUGCAUUGAAGAAAGGGGUCACUCUUCUUCCCUACGCAGCGUGGGUGAAGAAUGAGACAUUGUUCUUCGAAAUUAGGAGAGACCCGAGUCAGAAAUUGGAGGAGAAGGGAAGAAGAGGGAUGGGAAGGAUUCAGACGGUGCAGUCAUCGGCGAGUUUCAUUGGGGAUGUGGAUAAGAUUCAAGGGUUCGAUUUCGCAGUGUGGUUGAAGAGUGUGGUUUCGGAGAAGGACUUUGUGGUGGUGAAAAUGGAUGUGGAAGGGACUGAAUUCCAUUUGAUCCCGAGGUUGAUUGAGACGGGAGCGAUUUGCUUGAUAGAUGAGAUGUUUCUUGAGUGCCAUUACAAUAGAUGGCAGAGGUGCUGCCCUGGUAAGAGGAGUCCCAAGUAUCAGAAGACAUAUGCUCAAUGCUUGGACUUGUUUUCCUCUCUUAGAGAGAGGGGAGUUCUUGUGCAUCAAUGGUGGUGACUGACGGGUGAUUGCACAAGUAAAUUUUUCUGUAUAGAUUUUUUCAUUUUUUUUUUCUCAUUGAUGAUGCUAAUUGUGCUAUACUUGACAAAAGGAAAAAUGUUACUUCUUGUGGUGAAUAGGUUGUUGUAUUCUUUGAAUUCUUUUUGUUUGUAACAGGUGAAAAUGACGUGAUGAAUAAACUCAAUGACAAUUCUUUUCUGUA